UGCACGCCCGCCCUACCCACUCGUCCUCUGGGUUUCCCGUCUCUUGGCCGGCCGGCUGUCUCGCACUCAUGAACAUCUCUCAACCUGUUCCGUCUACAGUCGCGAGCAUCUCCUUCUCCUUCCUCACCACGGAAGAUGUCCGGCGCAUCUCGGUCAAGCAGAUCGUGAAUCCCGUCCUCCUUGACGAGCUCAACAGCCCAAACAUAGGAGGGCUAUAUGACCCGGCAUUAGGACCGAGUGAUAAGAACUCUAUUUGUGCAACAUGUCGUUUGGCCUAUUACACUUGCCCGGGUCAUUUUGGCCACAUCGACCUCCCAGCACCUGUCUUCCAUCCGUUGUUUAUGGUGAAUGCUUACCAUCUGCUUCGUGGUACUUGCCUAUUCUGCCAUAGGUUCAAAGUCAGUCGAUUUGUGCUGUGCAAGUUCGUCGCGAAGCUCCGGUUGCUCGAGUAUGGGUUCCUCGUUGCUGCAAAGGCGUUGGACGAUAUUCACUAUAGCACAAUAAAGAAGCGAGGUGUAGAGGACGACGAUGACGAGCCUGCGGAGACCUACGAGGCUUACGAGCAGCGUAUCAACCUUUAUGUCGCUGCGCACAUGGCCACCGCAUCCAGCAGCAAGCGUGACGCAUAUAAGGAUGGUCUCGUGUACCAAGCGCGGAAAGACGUCAUACAGGACUUCAUCAAGACCGCCAUGCUGAGGAAGUGCCAGAACGCGAACUGUAAUGCCCAUGGCUACACUUUCCGCAAGGAAGGCUACACGAAGAUCAUCGAGUACGACCUGACCAUCAAGCAGAAGGCUCAGCAUGACGCCAUGGGUUUGCGUCGACCGAACGUAAUGCUUGAUGAGCAGAAGUCCAAGCUCAAGUCGCAAACGUCGGUUCAGACAAAUGGGCACUCAGGAGAUCCGUCGGACGAGGACACGUCAAGCGAUGAGGAGGAGGGCGAAAAUGUUUUCUCGAACGAUGAAGAAGAGGAUGAGCACGAACGCCCUGCGAACGGACAGUCACUGCCCAAGUCUGCUAGUGGAAAAGUCAAGACGACACGCGGGCGGAAUGAGCGUGUUGUGCCUCCCGAGGAAUGCCGCGCACAUCUCCGCCGUCUCUUCCGCAACGAGUCUGUCAUGUGUUCGCUGCUUUUCGGCCGACAUGGACCUUUCGCUCCGCUCAGCCAGCAUAAUCUCUCCCUCGCAUCUGCCGACAUGUUCUUCCUCGAGGUUCUCCCUGUAAGCCCAACACGCUUCCGUCCUCCCGCGAAGAUGGGCGAUAUGCUGUUCGAACACCCUCAGAACGAGCUCCUGUCAAAGGUUUUGACGACCUCGUACCGUCUGCGAGACUUGAACAACAGUCUUCGUCUCGCCUCGGAAAAGGGUUCUGACGUCGAUGAAGCUGCUCGGAGACGUAUCCUCCAGUCACUACUUGACUCCCUUAUCCAGCUACAGGUUGACGUCAAUAGCUACAUCGACAGUAGCAAGAACCCUCAGCCCAUCCGACAAGGCCGCUUGCCCCCCGCUGGUGUGAAGCAAGGGCUGGAGAAGAAAGAAGGUCUUUUCCGUAAACAUAUGAUGGGCAAACGUGUCAAUUACGCCGCUCGCUCCGUUAUCUCCCCCGACGUCAAUAUUGAGCCUAACGAGAUUGGCAUUCCACCUGUCUUCGCGCGCAAAUUGACGUUCCCGGAGCCUGUGACGCCGAACAACUUCCACGAACUGCGGCAACUGGUCAUCACGGGCGCUCGUGGCUACCCCGGCGCCACAAUCGUCGAGUACGAAGAUGGGCAUCAGCAAUUCCUUGACAAGCUCACUCUUGAACAGCGGACAGCCAUCGCGAACCAAUUGUUGACGCCGCAAGAGGGCUCCCACGGGUCUGCCCAACGCCAUGGCCUGUACACUUCCACGCCUGCUGUCAACAAGAAAGUGUACAGGCACCUUCGAGACGGCGAUAUUCUCAUUCUCAACCGUCAGCCGACCCUCCACAAGCCGAGUAUGAUGUGCCACAAAGCGCGCGUUUUGCACGGCGAGAAGACGAUCCGGAUGCAUUAUGCCAACUGUAACUCGUACAACGCCGAUUUCGACGGUGACGAAAUGAAUAUACACUUUCCUCAGAAUCAAGUCGCGCGCGCGGAGGCGUACUACAUCGCCAACACUGACAAUCAGUACCUAGUCCCGACGUCCGGAAAGCCCUUGCGCGGUCUUAUCCAGGAUCAUGUCGUGGCUGGCGUCUGGAUGACAGCCCAAGACUCGUUCUUCACACGAGAAGAGUAUUUCCAGCUCCUCUAUGGCGCGCUACGUCCGGAAGACGAGCCACUUGAAGGGAAAAGGCGGCUUGUCACGCUUCCGCCGACGAUAUGGAAGCCGCAACCGUUGUGGACGGGCAAACAGAUUAUCUCCACCGUCAUGAAGAACAUUACACCGAGCGUCUUCGAAGGUCUGAAUCUGCAUGCGCAGGCCAAGGUCCCUGGUCACUUGUGGGGCAAGGACUCUAAAGAAGAUCAGGUUGUCUUCAUGGACGGCGAGCUUCUGUCCGGCGUCUUGGACAAAUCUGCAUUUGGCGCUUCGGACUUCGGACUCGUGCACUCAGUCUACGAGCUUUAUGGCGCGGAUACCGCGGGAAGACUUCUUGGCAUCUUGAGCAGGCUGUUCACGAAAUUCCUUCAGCAUCGAGCCUUUACGUGUCGUAUGGACGAUCUCGCCCUUACACCCGAUGGCAAUGCAAAGCGUGCAGAGCUUCUCGUCACAGGCGCGAACCUAGGGACGGAAGGUGCCAUGGAGAACUUCCCAGUUCUGAAGACCACGCAGGAUGACGAGAAGUCCCAGGUCUUGCGUUCACUUCUGGAAGACGUUUUGCGAGACGACAGCAAGAUGGCUGGCCUUGACGUCACGGUCAAAGGCAAACUUGCCAAGCUCACGAAGUCCAUCGCCGACGCUGUCAUGCCUCACGGCCUGCUCCGCCAAUUCCCCCACAACCACAUGCAGGCCAUGACAGUCUCAGGGGCGAAAGGUAGCGCUGUCAAUGCACAGCAGAUAUCCUGCGCGCUCGGUCAACAGGAGCUGGAAGGCCGUCGUGUGCCUACGAUGGUCAGCGGAAAGACCUUGCCGUCGUUCAAGCCGUUCGAGACUCGAGCAAUGGCUGGCGGAUAUGUCGCGAGUCGCUUCCUCACUGGCGUCAAGCCGCAAGAAUUCUUCUUUCAUUGCAUGGCCGGACGCGAGGGUCUUAUCGACACAGCCGUCAAGACGUCUCGCUCAGGGUACCUCCAGCGGUGUCUUAUCAAGCAUCUUGAAGGGAUCCGGGUACACUAUGACAACACCGUCCGCGGGAGCGAUUCCUCGGUAUACCAGUUCAAUUACGGUGGCGAUUCGCUCGACGUCACAAAGCAGAAGCAUCUCACCCAGUUCGAGUUCAUCGCCCGCAACGAGGUGUCGUUCGUCGAGCGCCUCCAGCCCAAAUCUCUCGGUGGCCAUGUCAGUGAGGACGCGGUCGACUACAUGAAGAAGAUCGUCAAGUACAAGGACAAGAAACAUAAGCGGGACAGAAUGCUGCCGACGAUCUCGAAGUACCCGCCGCAGCGAAACGUAGGUAGUACUUCCGAACUCUUCGCUGAUAAGGUGGAGGAAUACAUCCAGAAGAACCCACAUGGUCUGAUCAAGGAGAAAGAGGGCGAGGCACGGUUCAAGCGCCGAAGAGCUCCUCUCAGUAAGAAGAACUUCCGUUUGUUAACCAGUGUCAAGUACAUGCGCAGUUUGGUUGAGCCUGGGGAGGCCGUGGGUCUGCUCGCAUCACAGGGCGUCGGAGAGCCGUCAACCCAGAUGACCCUGAAUACGUUCCACUUUGCAGGCCACGGAGCAGCUAACGUUACGCUUGGUAUUCCCCGUCUGCGGGAGAUCGUGAUGACGGCUUCUCAGAAGCCUAAGACACCGUCGAUGACUAUGAGGGUCCGGCCAGGUACGACCCCAUCGGACAUCACGAGCUUCUGCAAGAAGGCCAGUCGUCUCGCACUCUCCCACGUCGUCGACAGGGUCUCGGUCACCGAGCAACUCAUCCUAAAAGGGGAGUCACGGAGCAAGGAAUUCAGGAUUGACCUCGACUUCUAUCCGCGUUCUGAGUACGAGCAAGAGUACAACGUGACACCACUCGAGAUUCUCGCCAGUUUCGGUCACAAGUUCCCCCAAAUCUUCAGGAAAGAGCUUCAGGUGGAGCUCAAGAAGCUGGACGCCGAUCUAAAGAGCCAGCGCGCGGAGCUUGGCAAAGGCCGAGCUGUGCGGGAGCAUCGAGGCGCCGCCGCCGCUGAGGAAGAGCAAGGAGAAGAGCCCAAUGGUCGUGGACGAGACGAAGAUGACGGAGCGAGCGAGAUCGGUGACGGCGAUGCGGUGACUUCCAAGAUGAAACGUCAACGAAAGGAGCAAGCGACUUACGAAGACGACGAUGAGGAGGCCGAUGAGGGAGGCGAACUGGACGACAUGGACAUCGAAGCUGCGUACGCGUCGUCUCCCGAAGACGACGCGGUCGACUCAGACGUAGAUGAAGAUGCCCCUUCAAUGGCGGCGGAACAUGGUCGCAUCGAGAGCUCGUUCAUGGAUAACCUACCCAGCGCCACAUCAUUCUCCUUCCGGGAUUCCGGCUGCACGAUUGGGCUACAGUUCGGAUCAACCAUGCCCAAACUAUUACUUGUUGGCUUAGUUGAACGAGUCUGUCUGAAAACAGUCGUACGCGAGAUUCCAGGCAUCACGGACUGUUUCAUGAACGAGGAGGACGGUAAGAAUGGGGAGAAGAUCUAUUCUCUGACUACCAACGGGUCAAAUAUUCCCGGACUGUGGCAGUUCGCGCGUGGGCAUGGUGAGAGCAUCAUCGACGAGGACGGCAUCUACUCCAAUGACAUCUACGCGCUCCUCUGUGCUUACGGCGUAGAGGCCGCACGCGCCGCCAUCCUGAAGGAAAUUGGCGGUGUAUUCGCUGUGUACAAGAUCGACGUUGACAUCCGUCACCUGGAGCUUAUCGCAGAUUAUAUGACGUUCGAUGGCGGGUACAAGCCGUUCAAUCGAAAAGGCAUUUCCACCAAUCCGUCGCCUCUCCUCAAGGCGUCCUACGAGACCACGGCAGCGUUCUUGUCCGACGCCACGUUGCAUGGUGACUUCGACGACCUGACUACGCCAUCCGGAAACAUCGUCAUGGGUAGGCUAAGCCAUACGGGUACAGGGGUUUUCGACAUUGUGAUGCCGGUUGACCAAAUGGACACCACCAUUGAUAUGUCAUGAUCUGUAAUGAGAAUAGUGAAAAGUAUUGUAGCGUCUAUAUGUAGCUAACGGCUGCUUGUCCGGC
This is a messenger RNA of Dichomitus squalens LYAD-421 SS1, 5307 nucleotides long. RefSeq names its product beta and beta-prime subunits of DNA dependent RNA-polymerase. Gene Ontology annotation, molecular function: DNA binding; DNA-directed RNA polymerase activity. NCBI's taxonomy places the organism in Eukaryota, Fungi, Basidiomycota, Agaricomycetes, Polyporales, Polyporaceae. Gene Ontology annotation, biological process: DNA-templated transcription. The transcript is spliced from 16 exons. The record is from RefSeq and is a predicted model, not a curated record. The coding region runs from base 69 to 5243 and encodes 1724 amino acids. Gene Ontology annotation, cellular component: RNA polymerase I complex.